UGGAAGUCAGCCCCGCGAGUUUUCCACCAAAAAAACCAAAAAAAAGAAGAAAAUUCUGGGAACCAAAAUAAUAAAUAAAUCAUAGAUAAAUCCAAAACACGUACAAGUUAAUGGCAAAUUACUCUGAAAAUAAAUAAAAGUACUCUGGUGCUAAUAAAGCGAAUUAAAAAUCAAGUAUUCGCCAGUGUUUUCAACAAUUAAAAUUAAUUCCAUGUUAACAACAACCGCAUCGACAACAACAGAAACAAUGGCCAAAGUGCAAUUCGACGCGUCAAGUGAAUUAAGCGAUUUUUAAAGCUUUACGCUAAAUGAAAUUUGAAUUGCCAAAGGGUUCACUUGUGUGUGCAAAUUAAAUUACGCAAAUCAAAUAAAUGUUUUAACAAAACGAAAGAAAAAUAAAGCGAAAAAAAAUAAAUAAAUACUGAGCGUGGAAGAAAAAUGAAAAAAUAAAAAUGUGGCCCAAACAAUGCCAACGGCAGUGUGUGUAAAUAAUUCAACGAAUAUACAUAUAAAACAUCUAUCAUAGAUAAAUACAACGUUUAACGAAGCACAAAAGCAACUAAGAAAAUAGUAAAAUGUUUAUUUUAACAGUAAUUAAAUUGCUGCUGAUAGCACUGAAUAUAUUCCCCAGUCGAUUCACAAAUCGACGGAUUAUGUUCCUCAUCUAUAUGACGAAUCUGGUGACGCACGUCAUGAUGGAUGAGCCACGCUUCGCCCAACCGAUACCAAACGUUACCGUCGCCGUUGGCCGAGAUGCCAAUCUGCCCUGCGUUGUGGAGCAUUUGGGUGGCUACAAGGUGGCCUGGAUUCACAUCGACCGGCAAAUGAUACUGACCAUCCACCGACAUGUCAUUUCGAGGAUUCCACGCUAUAGCAUCACCUACACGGACAACACGUGGCUGCUGCACGUAAACCAGGCCCAUCAGGAUGAUCGCGGCUACUACAUGUGCCAGGUCAACACGAAUCCAAUGAUUAGCCAGGUUGGCUACCUACAGGUUGUGGUGCCUCCAAACAUACUGGACAUCGAGAGCACGCCCUCCUCGGUGGCGGUGCGUGAAAAUCAAAAUAUCAACAUGACAUGCCGAGCCGAUGGAUUCCCAUCACCGAAAAUCAUUUGGCGGCGUGAGGAUGGCGAGGAAAUUGCCGUUGAGAAGAAGAAGAAAGUGCUUGUGUACGAUGGCGAUGUCCUGCCACUGACCAAAGUAAGUCGCAAUGAAAUGGGCGCCUAUCUGUGCAUUGCCACCAACGGAGUGCCGCCCUCGGUGUCCAAGCGGAUCAUUCUCGACGUGGAGUUCUCGCCAAUGAUUUGGGUGCCAAACCAACUUGUUGGCGCUCCAUCCGGCACAGAUGUAACCAUCGAUUGCCACACGGAGGCGCAUCCCAAGGCCAUCAUCUAUUGGGUAUACAACUCGGUGAUGGUAUUGCCGAGCAAGAAAUAUAAAACCGACUACACGGAGAACUCCUAUCGUGCCCACAUGAAGCUGACGAUAAGAAACCUGCAAUAUGGUGACUUUGGCAACUAUCGAUGCAUCUCGAAGAAUUCGCUGGGGGAAACGGAAGGCUCCAUACGUGUUUACGAAAUACCUUUGCCCUCCACGCCAUCCAAGCAGGUCACCCACACCACCGUCGAGUCCAGGGAGAACAAUAUCAUACCCUCAUCACGCAACGACACAACGAAGGCCCUGCAAACGGAUGUGGGAUAUGCCAUGAAGAACGAUUUAUAUCCCGGCUCAGCCUCAUCCUCGUCCUCUGGAGUUGGGGCCAGCUCCUCGGCGGCCUCGUCCUCGACCUCGAUGCAGACCUCUGCCCUGCCCGGAGGAGCGGCGGGCAACAGCCUGUCGUCCUUGGGCACCAAGGGCUCCCUGGCGACAGGGAAGAGCACGUUCGAUGCGGAUCGACCACCGAAUCAGUAUGCCUCGUCAGUGGCUGCCCCUGGGCUUCAUAGAGCACUGCUCAGCUGCUCGCUGCUCCUGGGCUCUGGAUUCUAUCUGGCCCAGCUCUGAAAUCAAUAAAUCGCUUGAGUUACUCAAUAAGCAUUUCCAAAAUGCAGCCAAAGGGGGUCUAGAAACGGGGCGGGGUUUAGUUUAGGUACAUCAACAUAUUUCAUAGCUGAAAGUAUAUCAAAAACAAAUAAUAUGAAAAACAAAAAAUGCUUCAAACUUGGCUCACUUCAAAGCUAUAGGAAUUUGUAAAAUUAUAUAAAAAGAAAAAGGAAAACCAAAAGGGAAAAGUAUUUCGCAAAACAAUAAAAUGCUCAUUGUAUGUAUAGU
Molecule: messenger RNA, 2270 nt
Organism: Drosophila kikkawai
Lineage: Eukaryota; Metazoa; Arthropoda; Insecta; Diptera; Drosophilidae
Gene: DIP-delta
Product: Dpr-interacting protein delta
Cellular component (GO): neuron projection
Source: RefSeq, a predicted model, not a curated record